Molecule: messenger RNA, 1353 nt
Organism: Gastrolobium bilobum
Lineage: Eukaryota; Viridiplantae; Streptophyta; Magnoliopsida; Fabales; Fabaceae
Product: universal stress protein PHOS32-like
Exons: 4
Coding region: 281-814 (177 amino acids)
Source: RefSeq, a predicted model, not a curated record
AUUAUUUUUUUCACCAGAACAAAACAAAAGAUCGAAUGGUAAUGUUGGGCCCACCGUGUUGAAAUAAGAAAAACCAGAAGCCCAAACCUUGAAACCGCCAACCGAUUCAACCAAGUAACCGAACCACUUGCCGUGCUCAAUUCGGGCACAAACCACAAACCAAUUCCUAUACUAUAAAAUUAAGGUUGCUGCAAUAGUACUUCAUCGGUCAAAUUGUAAGAGCUGUCAAUCACUCACUUCCCUUUUUUUUCCUUCUGAGUAAUCAAACUCUAUCUGGCAAAUGAACGAAGAAGAAGGAAACAAACGGCGGGUCCUGGUGGCUGUGGACGAAGGCGAAGAAAGUAUGUAUGCCCUCUCUUGGUGCCUCAAGAAUAUAGUUUUGCAAAAUUCCAGGGAUACCCUUAUCCUUCUAUACGUCAAGCCCCUUCGUGCCGUUUACACCCCUUUAGAUGGCACGGGUAGGGUAGAUGAUCCUGAAACUCCAGGAUAUAUGUUUUCGUCGGACAUAAGCGCAGCCAUGGAUAGGUAUAGCCAAGAAGUGGCGGAUUGCGUUUUAGAGAAAGCCAAGAAAUUGUGUAAAUAUCUCCAACAUGUUGAGGUGGAGACGAGGGUAGAGAAUGGCGACCCCAGGGACGUAAUAUGUGAGAUGUCUGAAAAGUUGGCCGCGGACAUACUUGUCAUGGGAAGCCAUGGCUAUGGUCUCGUCAAGAGGGCCUUUCUUGGAAGUGUGAGCAAUUACUGCGCACAGAACGUGAAGUGCCCAGUUUUGAUAGUUAAGAAGCCAAAACCACCUGCUGGUGCUGGGGACAUAUAAUUAUAAUAAAUAAUAUGCUAAUUUUGUUCUUUUAUGUUUUUUUUGUAUAAGUUUAGUGACUUGGGUAUGUGUCGUUAAAAUUAGUUCUUCUGGAAUCACUACUAGAUGAAAUUUCCCUUGCAAAUUUACUACUAUAUUAUAAUAAAUAAUAUACUAAUUUUCCUUGCAAAUUCUCUCGCGAGGGAAAUUAGUAGCGAAGAUAAAAUUAGCGACGAAAUUUGCAUAAUAAUUUCCUCGCUGUACAGGAUUUUUCUAGUAGUGAAUGUCAUGUGAAAUGGUUAAUGUUGAAGCCUAUAUAUAGUGGAGGCUUUCUUUACAAUCUUUGUUGGAGAAAGCUUUGAGGAUUGAGAAUGCCUUGCGGAUACGGGUGUGAAUUCAGUGAACAUUCCAGUGGGUCGCCCUAUAGUAUAAUUGUAUUAGAAAAUUGUUAGGCUAGCCUAAUGUUAUGUAGGUAAUCUUGCGUAAGAUAUUUGGGUUAGUUCGAUCCCUUGUAUUUCUAUUUACUUACUUGAGUGAGCAUCUGUUUUGAUCAUAUACAA